AUCAGCUCGCCUAAACAUCUCAUAUAUGUUUAUCAAUACAACCACACGUGACAUCUACAUAUAACCAUGCACGCUCCGCAUAAUCGACAACCUCAACCUAACAUAUAUAUCAAAUAAUUAAUGUUGAUUUGUCGAUCGUGUUUGCGACCAAAUCGAUACUGACAAUUACGAUAUCUACUCACUAUGUUCGUCAGUCCAACUAAUAGGAAUAAUAAUUUAACUUACCAAGAUCAAAUCGAUUUGAAAUCACAAGAACGACGGCGGUUGAUGGCACAUAUUAGCAAAAGAGCCGGAGACGAUGACGUUGUAGGCAGCAAGGCGAGGCUGAGUCCGCCGCGAAGGAACAGCCCGCAGCCAGAGCGCUCGCGCGACGAUCAGGACAAUACCGAUGAAUCGACGACGAGCACCAUAAUCAGCCUGACUCGAAUCCGCGAGAUUGGUAAUGAUUUUCCAAUACAAACAAUUUGUCGAACGCUUGGCAGGUGCCACACGAACAUCAUGCUGCUAGCUCUGUCUUCACGGCUUGGGACUUGGCGUAGACGAGAACGACGAUCGAUGAUAUCAACGUGCCAGCGCGACGAUUUCCAUUUGAUGACGGUGAUGGCAGUACGACUUGUUCGAGUUGAGACGAGCGCGAUCCAGGAACCACAGCAGUACGUCGAUAAGUCCAUGACGACACAACGAGGUGAACGCGACAACACACGGCUCAAUGGGUAAAGAGGGCGCGACGGCUGAGGAGCUCCGUCCAAACGAGCCUUCGGACAGUGAUGAACCAGACCGCGAGAAGGUCAUGGUGCGGGCGAGUGAGAACGACGUUGUGCCGAAGUUGCAGAGAACGACAGCAGUGAUUUGGUGGUGCUGGACACGAAGAACAACGGCACGACCGCGGCUUGAGCUGGGGCAGGGAGGGCUAGAGGACUGCGGCGUGCAGGGCUCCACGACGUUGGAAUUUCUGGACGCGCGACGAGCUAGAGCAGAGGGCAGGGGAUGGAAGCAGCGGCCAAUUUAAACGGUGCUUGAGCGGUGACUGAGGAUAGGAGCGUGCGGGAUUUUUCCAUGGGUCUUGAGCGGCGCACGCUG
Messenger RNA from Zea mays, 1080 nucleotides. RefSeq lists its product as uncharacterized. Lineage: Eukaryota; Viridiplantae; Streptophyta; Magnoliopsida; Poales; Poaceae. The record is from RefSeq and is marked predicted. Bases 184 to 717 code for a protein of 177 amino acids. The transcript has a single exon.